AUGAUGCGCCAGCCGCAGCGCCGCGCCAACUGGGGCUUCAGCACCACGGCCCAGCCUGGCCUGAACGGCCGGGCCAUCGGCUACCCGCGCGAGACGCUGGGCGGCUGCGCCGCCGUGAACGGCAUGAUCGCCCAGAUGGGGCAGCCAGACGACUACGACUACUGGGGCGACCUGCUCGGCGACGAGUCCUGGGGACGAUGGGACGCCAUGCGCCCCCACUUCGACCGCCUCAUGGACUACCAGGCCGGAGAGCGAGUGGGCCCGGACGGGCGCGCGCGCGGCAGCGGCGGGCCGCAGACGGUGAGCAGGCAGCGGCUCUCGUGGGACGUGCUGGACAGGUUCGCGGACGCCUGCGUCGCGGCGGGCAUCCCCCGACGCACUUCCACGACUCCGCUUCGGAGGGCGUGGGCUACUUCGAGGUCACGCAGCGGCGGGGCGUCCGGCAGUCCGCGUACCGCGCCUUCCUGCGUCCCGAGCGCAGACCGAACUUGA
Molecule: messenger RNA, 492 nt
Organism: Prorocentrum cordatum
Lineage: Eukaryota; Dinophyceae; Prorocentrales; Prorocentraceae
Source: the annotation of a GenBank genome assembly